UCCUUAUGGCUGUUUGCGAUGCGCACUAUCGCUUCCUGAUAGUUGAUGUAGGAGAUAGUGGUCGGCGUAGUGAUGGAGGUGUUCUUGCACAGUCAGCAUUCGGGCAAGCACUAGAGUCUGGCACCCUUUCAUUGCCAUCGUCAAGAGAAUUGCCUGGCACAGCAACAAGGGCUCCAUAUGUAUUUGUAGGCGACGAAGCGUUUCCUCUACGGACACACAUGCUUCGGCCCUACCCAGGCAGGAAUCUGCCAGAUGCAAAGGCUGUGUUUAAUUACCGUCUUAGUCGAGCUCGAAGGAUCAUUGAAAACUCUUUUGGAAUUCUAACAGCUAGGUGGCAACUUUUUAGAAAGCCUAUCGUCGCUCAACCAGAACAUGUAGUAACUUUUACUAAAGCUGCCAUUGCUCUCCAUAAUUUCCUACGGAUCACCGAAUUUACAGUCUAUUGCCCAGUUGGUUUUAGCGAUGCAGAAGAUAGUGUAGGGAAUGUAGUGGAAGGAAGUUGGAGGGCUGAAGUAAGGGCUGAAGGGGGAUUAGAAAGAGUAGAGCAAGUUGGUAGCAAUAGAUUUAGUCAAUCAUCAGCUGAAGUACGAGAUUGCUUCAGCAACUAUUUCAUGUCUCCCCAAGGACAAGUUGAUUGGCAGUACCAUCACAUUCAUCGAACAUCUUAUGACUAGAUGUAGAGUGAAUUAAAACCGGUUUUUCUAAAAGCCACAAACCGGCUUUUCUAAAAGCCAUAAACCGGCUUUUCUAAAAGCCAACAAUAUAGAUCAGAGAGAGAGCAGAACUUAUGCUUUGGUUGUCAUGCAUGUACAUUGCAUGAAUGUCAUAGCUUUCCACUACUGCAACUUCUUCAUUCCACCAUGGUAGUAGUUUGAAACAUUUAAAGAAAGGGUAUUUAGUUACCUUUAGAAAGGGUAUUUAGUUACUUAUUUGCUUAGAUUCAAAUCUCUUUGAAGCGAUUAAUGGCUUUUAAAAAGCCGGUUUGUGAACAGCCUGUAGAGAGCUCAGGUUGUGUAUGUGUUGGAUGGGAACUCUGUAUAGAUUGAUGAUGAUGUAUUGUGCUGUUGUGGGUGCUGUUCUGGAAGGAAAAUCAAAUUGUUCGCAGGUUCAUGCUGCUGUGUGGGACUGAAGUAUAGAUCGUAUUCAACUUCUGUUAUCACUUGGUGUACUUUCAUUGUAGCUAAGGCUCUCCUUCGUCCGUCCAAUUUCUGUAGCCUGGCUGCAACAUGCAGUCCAAAAUGAUGAUCCUCAUCCAUAUGGGUUUUUUGGUUUGGAAAUGAUGGAUGAUAGCUUCGUCAACUUCAUCAUAGCCUCUCUUCACCCUUUUGCCUCUUUUGGAUGGGAGAUCAGAGGAUGGGGGAGGGGGAGGGGUAGAGAAAGAAUCUAGAGACAGGGAUGAUGAUGUUUGACUAGAGUUGGCAUGGUGAGAAGUUUGGUUGUCAAAUUGGUAAGAGGAAGGUUGGCUAGAUGAUGAUUUGUCAAGAUCACGUUCCAUGGCAGAGCACCCAUCUCUAAUACAGCUAUAAUAUUUCAAACAAAAGCACUCAUUAGAAAUGAAUGCCACAGAGCAGAUGCGGUAGUUUUAUUCUUGCUUCCUACUGUAAUUAUUGUUGUUGUUAUUAUUAUUUAUUAUGUGUCGUUAUGCCCCUUCAUGAUGGGCAAGUGGAGUCUUUAUCCCCAUCUGGGCGCCCACCAACCUGGCAAGUGAGCCAGCACAGAAAAUAUGAAGAAUGAAUUCGACAGAUAGAGCAUGCGUCUUUUACACCUAUAGUAUUCUCAUGCACAGGACGAUGCAGUAAGCUGCUUACAAACACAAACACCUUCUUGAAGCAUUUUGCAUCAAUGUUAGGUGAAACGCGUCAUUCCACAUACAACAUGACAGUCAAACUGGCUUCACUCCAGAAUCUGCUAUGCUCUUAUUAGAUCUG
Corticium candelabrum is the source of this 1928-nucleotide messenger RNA. RefSeq lists its product as uncharacterized. The record is from RefSeq and is a predicted model, not a curated record. The transcript has a single exon. Bases 6 to 674 code for a protein of 222 amino acids. NCBI's taxonomy places the organism in Eukaryota, Metazoa, Porifera, Homoscleromorpha, Homosclerophorida, Plakinidae.